Messenger RNA from Hyaloscypha bicolor E, 3543 nucleotides. RefSeq names its product ABC transporter-like protein. Gene Ontology annotation, biological process: transmembrane transport. The transcript is spliced from 15 exons. Lineage: Eukaryota; Fungi; Ascomycota; Leotiomycetes; Helotiales; Hyaloscyphaceae. Gene Ontology annotation, molecular function: ATP binding; ATP hydrolysis activity; ABC-type transporter activity. Gene Ontology annotation, cellular component: membrane. The record is from RefSeq and is a predicted model, not a curated record. The coding region runs from base 1 to 3543 and encodes 1180 amino acids.
AUGCUCUACCUCUUCAUCGGUCGAAUUCUUCUAGGCUAUGUUGGAAUUCUAGGCUUUCGGAUCGCCAGUACUCGGAUCUCAGCAUCCAUGCGUCUAGCAUACCUCCGAGCGCUUUUCAACCAACCCAUCUCUGUUCUCGACACGCUUCCUCCAGGGCAGACAGCAGCAAUAAUUACUACUACAACCAACAUUCUCCAAGUUGGGAUAUCGGAGAAACUGUCCAUGUUUCUUCAAUCCGUGUCACUUGUCGUUACCGCUCUAAUCGUAGCAUUUUACUAUAAUUGGCAGCUUACUCUUGUCACGAGCAGUGGGUUGGUGUUUGUUAUGGUGUUUUAUUGCUUCACUAUCCCAUUUUUAGUAAAGAGGUUAAAGGAAGUAGAGGAUGCUGAUAGAAUGAGUGCAUCCAUUGCGAACGAAGUAUUUGAAUCCAUUAGGAUGGUGGCUGCUUGUGGGGCAGAAGAGAAAAUGGCAAAGAAGUAUACUGGCUGGGUAGAAGAGUCACGACGGAGAGGUUUCCUGCUCUCACCUUUGGUUGCAAUUCAGCAGGCACCAGUUUUCUUCGCCGUUCACACUACAUUUGCCCUUUCAUUUUGGUACGCCGUAAAACUAUAUCUGGCAUUGCAGAUACCCAGCGUCACAAUUAUCAUGAUUAUACUUACAUCCAUCAUGACAAUCGUGAUGUCCAUCGGAGGAAUCGCUGGUCCUGUGACCUCAGCUGCACAUGCUGCCGGUGCAGCUAGCAUUCUGUUUACUAUCAUCGAUGCCCCGAAACCCCCAACAAAAGGCAUUGAGGAAAUGAAUGCAUCUUCUGAAGACAUCAUAUUUCAGAAUGUCGAUUUUGUUUAUCCAGCAAGAUACGACCUGAAGGUCCUAGAUAAUCUAACCCUCCGGUUUUCUGCUCGAAAGGUCACAGCUAUCGUUGGUCCUUCUGGUUCGGGAAAAAGUACGAUUGUAGGAUUGCUCGAGAGAUGGUACGAGCUUGAUGGAAAUUUGACUGAUAAUGCUAUUACACUGUUCUUCAGGUCCGGUACUAUCACAGUGGGCAAUCGGAAUUUGCGCGAAAUAGAUCUCAAGUCAUGGAGAUCUCAAAUUGGACUUGUUCAACAAGAGCCUUUCCUCUUCAACGACACAAUAUCGAAGAAUGUGGAAUACGGGUUGGUAGGCACUAAGUGGGAACAUGGAACCGAAAAGCAAAAGAGGAAGUUGGUUGAACGAGCCUGCAGGGAAGCUUUUGCCGAUGAGUUUAUUUCUCGGCUCCCUGAAGGAUAUAAUACAGUAAUUGGAGACGCAGGAAUAAAGUUGAGUGCUGGUCAGCGUCAGAGAGUAGCAAUCGCUCGAAGUAUCGUUAAACAACCCCGUAUCUUGAUACUUGACGAAGCCACCAGCGCCGUCGAUAUCCGUAGCGAACGAAUCGUGCAAGCAGCUUUAGAUCGAAUUUCCAAAAAUAGGACCACGAUUAUGAUUGCUCAUCGCCUUUCAACUAUCAGGAAAGCGGAUAAUAUAGUCGUGUUGAAGAAGGGUAAGGUGGUGCAACAAGGAACCCAUGAGGAACUGUUUGCUGACACAGAGGGCACGUAUUGGGGACUUGCGCAUGCCCAGAAGCUUUCUCUGGGUGAUGACACCCCGGAAAUUAAUACCCUCUUAGAUCCUGAGAAGCAGAAUGGAUAUCGAAGGGAGGAAGAAAGGUUCAGAGAGCAGCACGAAGCAGUUCCAAGCUCCGAAAGUUUUUCACAUGAUUCAAAAUCCGGAAGCUUUGCACUCUUUCUCUGGGAACAAAAGUUCCAGUGGAAAUGCUACGGCUUGAUGGUUUUCGGUGCUUUGGGUGUUGGUGUUUCGUUCCCCUUCCAUGCCAUCCUCUUCGCAAGAUUGAUCUCCUUGUUCAAUCUCUGGGGACAAGCACUCCAAGAUCAGACCAAUUUCUGGUGUCUUAUAUUCGUCUUCCUAGCUGUCGGGGUCGCAAUCAGUCACACUGUCUUGGGAUGGUCCUCCAACAUUGUCUCCUUCCAAAUAACAGCAAAUUAUCGAAAGGAGUAUUUCCAAAAUACUCUUGCUAAGCAAAUUCCGUACUAUGAUCAAGAGGAGAAUUCGGUCGGAGCUUUAACCUCCUUGAUGAUUGGCGAUCCCAUUCAAUUGCAACAACUCCUCGGAAGCAACAUGGCAAUUGUUCUCAUCGCUCUUUUUAACAUUGUGGGCUCAAUCGCCCUAUCGCUGUAUUUUGGCUGGAAGCUUACUCUGCUGGCAAUUUGCAUAACUAUGCCCAUUAUCUUGUUUUCGGGGUACCUCCGAAUUCGCUACGAGGUGGAAUUUGAGAGCAUGAACCAUGCGGUCUUUGCUGAGAGCAGCAAAUUUGCUACAGAGGCUAUUGGAGCUAUUAGAACUGUUUCUAGUCUCACACUUGAGGGGACAAUUUGUCGAAGAUUCGAAGAACUAUUGGAAAACCACGCUAAGAAUGCUUUGAAGAAAGCGAGGUGGUCUUGUUUUGUUUUCUCCUUGAGCGAUAGCAUUUCGAUUCUGUGUAUGGCGUUUAUUUUGUGGUACGGAGGACUACUCCUCUCAGGUCACGAGUAUACUCCAUUCAAUUACCUGGUUGUCUAUCUGGCAGUCGUGCAGGGGAGUACCAGCGCUGGACAGUCAUUGAGCUUUGGUCCUAAUAUAGCUUCAGCCUUUGCAGCGGCAAACCGAGUCCGAAAUAUGCGCCCAUCUAUUGAAGAUGACACCACUUCCAUUGCAGAAGAACUUCCACUCGACAGUGAAAAGGCUCUCGGGGUGACUAUUGAAUUCAGCAAUGUUUCCUUCAAGUAUCCCACCAGAGAUGUUGCUGUGUUAGAACAACUCAACAUGAGUAUCGAAGCUGGCCAAUUUGCUGCUAUAGUCGGUCCAUCUGGAUGUGGAAAAACAAGCAUAAUAUCACUGCUUGAACGGUUUUACACACCGCAACGAGGCAAUAUUCUUUCCAGCGGUCGUGAGAUCGGUAAAGAGCCACUUUCUUCCUAUCGUUCCAACAUAUCCCUCGUUGCUCAAGAGGCUGGCUUGAUAUCCGGAACGAUAUGUGAGAAUAUUUUGCUCGGCAUCCCAUCAGCACCCUUUUCAUCUUGUGAAUCAUGCUCAAGCAAAGCGAAGGUGGAAUUGGAGGCAAGGGUGCACUCAGCUUGUCGUGCGGCAAGAAUACACGAUUAUAUAGUUUCAUUGCCUGAAGGAUAUGAGACUGCUGUGGGUGCUAAAGGCUUGGCAUUAUCUGGGGGUCAGAAACAACGGAUAGCAAUUGCCAGAGCGCUUAUCAGGAAUCCAAGGUUGCUGCUGCUUGAUGAAGCGACGUCAAAUCUAGACUCAGAGACCGAGAAGGAGGUCAUGGAAGCCUUCGAACAGAGAACGACAGGGAUGACGAGAAUUAUGGUUGCACAUAGACUUUCAACUGUUCAGAAUGCGGAUAUCAUUUUUGUGAUGGGUGAAGGGAGAGUAGUUGAGAAGGGGACUCACAAAGAACUACUAGGGAUGAAAGGUAGGUAUUGGCAAAUGUGUCAGAGCCAGGCUCUUGAUAGGUAG